Molecule: messenger RNA, 3033 nt
Organism: Haliotis rubra (blacklip abalone)
Lineage: Eukaryota; Metazoa; Mollusca; Gastropoda; Lepetellida; Haliotidae
Product: chromosome transmission fidelity protein 18 homolog
Molecular function (GO): ATP binding; ATP hydrolysis activity
Source: RefSeq, a predicted model, not a curated record
AUGUUGAAGUUCACGGUGGUGUUGUUGUUUCAGUUUGACAGUGUAGGGAAGGACUUGAAAGCCACACAACUGCUGACAAUUCCAGUCUCCGUGCUGCGGUAUCAAGCUGAGGAAGAGAGAAGGAGAAAGGUUAUCGAGGAGGCUGAAAGAAUAUCCCAACAAAUAAACAGAGACAUCAGUGAUGAUUUCUCCAUACUGGAUGAAGCUGACAAUAAGGAGAAUGAAGAACCUGAGAGGACGGAACCCCAGCGGAACUUGUGGGUGGAGAAAUAUGCCCCUCGGCGCUACACCGAGCUUCUCAGUGAGGAGACUCUGAAUCGCACCCUGUUGCACUGGCUGAAGUUGUGGGACUUUGUGGUGUUUGGGAGAGAUCUGCCAGUCAAGAAGGACAAGAAGGAUAAGAAGAAGCAGGAAUUCAAGAAGUGGAAGCAACCUGAGGUCCUUGAGGAGCUUGACAAGUUCAACAGACCUCAGCAGAAGGUUACACUGCUGUGUGGACCACCUGGACUCGGGAAGACCACCCUGGCGCACAUCGUUGCAAGGCAUGCUGGGUACAACGUGGUGGAAAUGAAUGCCAGUGAUGAUCGAAGUGCUGAUGUAUUCCGGAACAAGCUGGAGGCAGCGACCCAGAUGAAGGCUGUACUUGGUGCUGACCCCCGUCCCAACUGUCUAGUGAUAGAUGAGAUAGAUGGCGCUCCACAGGCAGCAAUCAACAUUUUACUGAACCUAAUAAAGCGAACAGACCAGAGUACCACCAAGAAGAAGAACGAAGGUGGAAUUCUGUACCGACCCAUCAUUUGUAUAUGUAACGAUCAAUAUGUUCCUGCUCUGCGGCAGUUACGUCCCCUUGCUAUGAUUUUGCACUUCCCACCAACAGAGCCGACCCGUCUAGCAAGCCGACUAUAUGAGAUUGUCCGGGAGGAGAGGAUCAAAGCGGAGAUGAAUGCCUUGCUGGCUCUGUGUGAAAAGUCGGAGAACGACAUCAGAUCCUGUCUCAAUACCUUGCAGGUAACGACAUAUUCACAAACAACAUUAUUUUGUUCGUCAAAGAGACAGGACUUUAACCUACGUGUUGUCCAGAACUUGACCGUGGGCCAGAAGGACUCUCACAAGAGCUUGUUCUCUCUGUGGUACCAGAUCUUCUCCAUGCCUCGAGCCAAGAAGAACAAGUUUGUAAAUAUCCAUGACUUGAGAAAUGGCCAGCAGGCACAGAAGAUGGGAACUGUCACAUCUCCUGCAAAUAGAUUCCACACAGUGUUGCUGGCGGCACAGGCUGCAGGGGAGUACGAGAAGGUGACCCAAGGAGUGUUUGAGAACUACCUGGAGGCCAAGUGUAAAGAUCCCAGGCUUGAUGCUUUAAACAGCGCUAACGACUGGCUGGUGUUCGUCGACUGUAUCAACAAGUACACCAUGCACAAGCAGGACUACAGCCUCAUGAAGUAUGUGCCCUUCACCUUCGUCAACUUCCACCUGCUGUACGCCUCAUACCAGCCCCCCAAGAUUAAGUACCCAUCCAGCAACUACGAGCACAUCACUAGACUCGCCAAGUCCAUCAACUUGGUGACAUGCAUGUUUGCCGACAUGGCCCCUGCCGUGAAGAAGUUCAUCAACACCAAGAAUGCUGUGUUGGACAUGCUGCACCCCAUGCUGCAGAUUAUGCAGCCCACCCUCAGACCCGUGAACACUCAGCUGUACAGCAAGCGAGAGAAGGAGGAGUUGUCUAACCUUGUGCGGAUCAUGAUAGCCUACAACAUGACGUACCAGCAGGAAAAGUCUCUUGAGGGGCAGUACAGCUAUGUGCUGGAUCCAAAUGUUGAAGAAAUUGUGAAAUUUCCUGGAAUGAAACAACAACGGCAGCUGACCUACGCAGCCAAACAGCUGAUAGCCAGAGAGAUAGAGCUUGAGAGGAUGAGGAUGACCGAGGUGAAGCUGGCAGUGAGGAACACUGGUUCCGCUCCAGACUUAGAGACGAUUAAGGACAACAUCCCAGCUGUGCCCAACCACAAGAGAAAGCUGGAAGCAAAACCCAUCCUUGAGGAUAAGCCUAUGAAAAAUUUCUUUGGUAACUUCACAAAAACAAAAAGAACUUCUUCAACUGUCAGUUCUGAAAAGACGAAGUCCCCGGAGGGAGGAAAAAACAAGAAGGAUGUGCUGGCCACGGAUGUCUGGUUCCAUUUCAAGGAAGGAUUCUCCAACGCUGUCCGCAGAACAGUCCGCGUCCAGGACUUCUUAUGAGAUACAGCACCUGUACAACAAUCAUCUGUGACAGAAGCAGAAAGGAAUGACUUGAUAUCUCCUUGUAGGAGAGUAUAAGCGGAUGAAGGACUCAUGGACUGAUGACCCAGGACAGUGUAUAGACCUGGCAUAUCAUGCAGUUUGUUGAUGGUGACUUACUGCAUUGGUCAUUACAUAACAGUCACCUGUGUAACCCAUUCAAGGUAUCAAGCAGGUGCCAAACUGUCACCCUGGAGGUUUGAGAGAUGUAGGCAAGAGGUUCCAUAUUUCACAGAGAUAAUUAUGAAAUCUGGCUGAAGACAUGCGUGGAGGGCUGGUGUUUGAUAAUGCACAUAGCACAUUCACCUGCAUCAUGGCGACCUGUUGUUAUUUGAAAACGAGUGUCUUCGGGAAUACCAGUGAUGAUUGGACAGAGAAUGAUGACUCUACUUGUAACCUCCUGACUUUUGUCAGCUUGUGACAAUCAACAGUUACUAGAGACCCAGGAAUAAACAGGUACGAGCGAGAUGUGUAUCUGUACUGAGGAAACUCAUUCCACGAUAAUGAGAAAAGGUGGAUGUACAUUGAAGAUGGUUUCUGUCCACAGGUUCAGUAAAGCAUUACAGUGCUUGGUGUUAUGUAGCUUGAUAGAGUUUGUGAAUAGUAGAUGGUGGUGUCAAAACCUUGUUGCACCAGCCUAAACCAGAUUGCAGUCAUACGAUAUGUAUUGACUGUACAUGCAUGAUAUUUCCUAUAUUCCAAAGCGAGCUGAAUUCGACAUUCUGGUGUUUUUCGGCGAUUGCAUUGCUGGCUAUAUAU